Molecule: messenger RNA, 2446 nt
Organism: Xyrauchen texanus (razorback sucker)
Lineage: Eukaryota; Metazoa; Chordata; Actinopteri; Cypriniformes; Catostomidae
Product: zinc finger protein 384-like
Exons: 11
Coding region: 155-1675 (506 amino acids)
Biological process (GO): regulation of transcription by RNA polymerase II
Cellular component (GO): nucleus
Molecular function (GO): DNA-binding transcription factor activity; RNA polymerase II cis-regulatory region sequence-specific DNA binding
Source: RefSeq, a predicted model, not a curated record
GUAAGAAAAGGGGGGAAAAAAAUAGAAAAACACAAGGGAGAAAAAAACCCCUCAUUGAAUUUCUUCAAUCGGGUGCUUUGGGAAAGACUUCACAAACCAUCCCGAUCGGAGGAAAUCCCCGGCGGGAGGAUUAAAAGUCUUCAGAGCUGGGGUGAUGGAGGAUUCCCAUUUCAACUCCUCAUACUUCUGGUCUCCUGUGCAGGGGCAGAUUGAGAAUGCUGUAUUUCUCAAUAAGGCAAAAGAGCAGUUGGGUCAGGAUAAAAGCCCCACUUACUCACAUGGCCCCACCCAUUACCCAGCCACAGCAGUGGUGGCUGUUGCUGGGGGUGCCAUGGAUACAACAGCAGUGGGACGGACACUUAAACAGAACCAGGCACAAGCGUCCCAGGCCUCACACAGUAUCACAGUGUUGCCGGUGCCGUCUACUGGCAUCAUGACAGCAGCAGGUUUGGUCACCCUGGUGUCUCCAGUGUCCUCUGCCCAGUCCCUUAUUUCUGGACAUCCAUCCACCAACAUGAUAACAGUCCAGACAGACAAGAAAAAUGAAUCGUUGCCCUGUUCACCAGUUAUCAUACCAUUACCAUCGAAAAGGGGAAGAAAGAAAAAAUCAACACUUCCAUUGGUUGGCUCGCCUACUGGGACACAUCCCUUGAUUUUGGGUCUUGCAGGACAGCAUCAUUCUGCCAACCCUUAUAGUCUCUCCCCAGAAGUACAUGCUGGGAAAGAGGGCGGAAAAACAUACAGGUGCCGGAUGUGUGGUUUGACGUUCUGCAGUAAGUCAGACAUGCAGCUGCACUCCAAGUCGCACACGGAGGUGAAAGCUCACCAGUGUCCGCACUGCUCCAAAUCCUUCGCUAACACCAGCUACCUGGCCCAACACAUCCGCAUCCACAGCGGUGCCAAGCCCUACAGCUGCUCCUACUGCCAGAAGGCUUUCAGACAGCUCAGUCACUUACAGCAGCACACACGAAACCACACAGAAUCCAAACCACAUAGGUGUCCUCAUUGUACAAAAUCGUUUGCCAACACAAGUUAUCUGGCUCAACAUGUACGAAUACACACAGGAGUGAAGCCUUAUUCCUGCAACUACUGCCAGAAGACCUUCCGACAACUAAGCCACUUACAGCAACACAACAGGGUACACACGGGAGACAGGCCAUACAAAUGUACACAUCCAGGCUGCGAGAAAUCUUUCACUCAGCUCUCUAACCUUCAGUCUCAUCGGCGUCAGCACAACAAGGACAAGCCGUAUAAGUGUCACCACUGUAACCGUGGUUAUGUAGACGCAGCCAGCCUGGAAGUACAUCUGUCUACUCAUACAGUUAAACAUGCUAAGCUGUACUCCUGUGGUCUAUGCAACCGUACUUAUACCUCGGAGACGUAUUUGAUGAAACACAUGCGUAAACAUGCCCCCGAUCUGGUUGUAGCUCCACCUGGGUCAAACAGGCCUGACCAUGCUGGAGGAGGAGGCUCAGAAGGAGACCGAGCUGAGAGGAGAGACACCUUCACCCAGCAGGCUGUUGUGCCAUGUGUAUUUGACCUGAACCAGUACAAACCAAUAACCUCUGCAGAUGUGCAGUAUAAAACUGUCAAUGUAUCUGACAUCUCUCCUCACAAAGACCUCUGCAUCACUGUGGAGGCAUCUGCCAUACAGGUGGAACACCUGAACUCAUGAGAAUUCCCAAAUCUUUAAAUAGAGUGAGAAAAAACAAACUGUUUAAAUUGAUGAGAUCUACACAGAGCUGUGGAUACAGUAUGGAAAUAAUUGACAUACCUUCCUAUUUGUAUGAAGGAGCAAGUGACUGUGAUCUUCAAUUGACAAAAGUGAAGGAAUCGCUAAGGUGACUUUUUUUCAUUUUUUUUUUAAACAUUUAUAUCUGUAAUCUUGAUCUUCCUCACAAAAGCUUCCUUUAAAACUGGCUGUUUCAUUGGAUGCACAGGCCAUAUAUCAAAUCUUGUGACAAGGCUUUCCAUAAAAUGUCUGGUUUAUCACGUUUGUAUGAUCCUCUACAUCUGUAGGAGUUUGUACGGUCACUUAAACAUGAUUAUUGUUACUUUCAACAUGAAUAGACAUAUUCUGUGUUUUGCACAGCAUGUAUGGAAUUGUUGGUCCUUUUCCAUUUUAAAAGGGAAGUUUGUUUGCAGACAUGUAUGUAAAACAGAAAAGCACAUAUAUAUAUAUGAUUAUCAAGUGCAUCAUGUGUGAACAAGUAAAGGAUACCAAUGCUGUGGCAAAUAUCUUAUGAUUCAGAUGGUGGGUUCAUGAUGAAUUAUCCUGUUUAGAAUUCCCAUCUGCAAAUAACAUGUAAUAUUUUAUUAUUACUAUGUUAUUACUAUAGUAAUGUAAAAAUAACAAUGUUCAAAUGCACCCCAAACCUCCUGACAUUAAUUAAAUCAGAUUAGUGUGGAGUAAGCCUUUUUAGAACAAAAUAUUAAAGAAAAAUGA